CCAAACAAAACAGUCUGCUGGACGGGACGGGGAAGAAAGAGAGAGAACUUCUACAGCUCUUGCUCAGUCUCUCUGGGGAAGUUUGGUUGCUCAUCGCCCAAUUUAAACUUUAAGUAAAACAGAUUUUGCAAAAUGAAGCUUCGCCACCUCCUCUUGCUAAUUCUUAUUGCAGCAGUAGUCUCUGCUCGGAAAGGCCACAAGAGGAAACAUGAACGAAAACAUUUGGUCAAAGAAAGCAUCCCAGAAAACGACAUCUUAGACAUUCUUGAAGAGGAUCAAGUGAGUGAAGAAAAGAAGCACAAGUUAGAUAAUGAAUUGAAAUUAGAAGAAUUCGAUGACGCAAGAGGGGGUUACGUGGAAGAUCCUUGCGCUAAACAUAAAUGUGGACCUGGAAAAAUGUGCGAGAUUAAUGAAGAAGGAAAAGCCCAUUGCAGUUGUGUUCAAAAGUGUCCAGAAGAAAUCGAUGACAGAAGAAAAGUGUGCAGCAAUCAUAAUGAAACAUGGGAUAGUGAUUGUGAACUGUAUAAAAUGAGAUGUCUCUGCACAGAAGAAUUAGAUGGCUGCAAACUGGACAAAUAUAAACAUGUGCACAUAAAUUACUAUGGACCUUGUAAAGAUAUUGGAGAAUGCAGCGAGCAAGAACUGAUUGACUUCCCUCGUCGCAUGCGUGAUUGGCUCUUCAAUGUCAUGCAGGAACUAGCCCGUAGAGAUGAACUACAUGGGCAGGUCUUGAAACUUGAAAAAGAAGCAGAAAAGACUCACGACCGCAAAUGGGUUAAUGCCGUUAUCUGGAAGUUCUGUGAUUUAGACGUGCAUCCUCGAGAUAGGCAUGUAUCUAGGCAUGAGCUCUUUCCCAUUCGAGCACCUCUGAUGGCGAUGGAGCACUGUGUAGCACCAUUUUUGGACAGUUGUGAUGCAGAUGAUGAUCACAAAAUCACUCUAUUAGAGUGGGGGAACUGCUUAGGUUUAAAAGAAGAUGAGAUUGAAGAUAAAUGCAACAUCAUGCACAGAGGCUGAACAGUACAAAAGUGAUGACACAUUCACAGCCAUUAAUUUAAAGUAGGGUAGAAUUUUUGUACAUGAAAAGUCAAAAAAAAAAAAAAAGAAAGAA
Messenger RNA from Uloborus diversus, 1111 nucleotides. Its product is annotated as SPARC-like. Gene Ontology annotation, biological process: anatomical structure development. Gene Ontology annotation, molecular function: calcium ion binding; collagen binding; extracellular matrix binding. The record is from RefSeq and is a predicted model, not a curated record. The coding region runs from base 133 to 1017 and encodes 294 amino acids. Lineage: Eukaryota; Metazoa; Arthropoda; Arachnida; Araneae; Uloboridae. The transcript has 8 exons.